Coregonus sp. 'balchen' is the source of this 14564-nucleotide messenger RNA. Lineage: Eukaryota; Metazoa; Chordata; Actinopteri; Salmoniformes; Salmonidae. The record is from the annotation of a GenBank genome assembly.
UGGUGGCCCCGGCCCAGAACAUGUGUAACCGAGACCCACGCAGCAAACAGCUCCGCCAGCUCAUGGAGAAGGUAACAGCCGUCAAUAACACACACUCAGACAUUUUGUUACCCACGUCUGGUACAAUCACACACACACACACACACACACACACACACACACACACACACACACACACACACACACACGACACAGACCAAUCCCUUCUGUAGUAAACCAUUUAGACUCUUAGAGAUUAACAGUCACACUAUGACAGCCACACUCACUCUAUCCCACUGACAUUUGAUCAGUCAUGCACGCAAAUAUUGUUAGUCAAAAGACUGUAGGAGCAUUAGGAAAAAUCACUUCAAGGGAGGGCAUGUCCUACAUUUCCCCAUGAAAAUUGGCUUCAUUGAGCCUUAGUCUUGUAGUGUUGUUCCAAUUGGAUCCAUUAGGCUGAAAAAGCGGUGAGAAAAAAAGAAUAUGAACCAAAUCAGUAAAUGGAGCACCCAGCUUACUGCUGCAGCUGCACUCUAACUGUUCACACACAAUGUCUGUGUAAAUAAACACUCAAACGCACCAUCUCUCUUGCUCACACACUCAUACACUACAGCACAGCAGCCAUAUGAAAUAGAAUGCCUGCAUAAACACAUGAAAGCAUGCACUCACUCACACAUCUGUUUUUGUGCCUGCCUUCAACAAAGCUGUGUAUAAAACAUGUAUCCUCAAACACGUAUCCCAAGACCUAGAGAGUUGCCGGGAUAGCUUGGCAGCGGCCUUAGAGCACUGAAUAUGCAAAUGCAAUCUCCAACCACUCUCUAUGCCCCACAUACAUACACAACACACACAGGUUUGAUGAGAGUGAUACUGAAUUCCAUAGCGAGUCUUAGCCCCUACUCCAUAGACUUUCCUGUAAGUCUGAAACGAUUGGAUAGGUUUAAGCCACCCAAGCAAAUCAGAAGCCAAGGUGAGUCACAAGGUGCAAGCUAACCGAUCCUGUCAGGUCUAGAAGAGGGCCUAGGGGUUAGAGAGAGAGAGAGAGAGAGGCUCUUCUCCUCCAUAUCUAACCCCAUCUCUCCACCUCCUUCCCUCCUCCCUCAAAGAGCCAGAGGUUUCAGUGGGUUGUGUUGUAGCUAAUAGUUUGGCUUGCUGAGUCUUCUCCAGGCCUUUUUCCCAGCAGGGCACUCUGCUCUAACUUCUCAUUGACACAUCUCCAUCUCUAUAUACUGGAGCCUGGCAGGAUGCAGUAUUGAGUUAGGGGUUGUGAGGGGAGACAGUGGGUGGGAAAAAGAUGGAGGGAGAGGCGGAGGGAGGGAGAGAGGGAGAGAGGGGGGAGAGAGGGAGCGAGCGAGCGAGAGGAAGGCUGACAUUGAUAUGGUGCUGAGAGAAAAGGAGAACUGAGGUAAAUUGAGAUGCUGAAUGGGCUGUGGAAGCCUCAGUGGAUCAAUGAGACACCUGAAUUCUCUGAUCUUAUUCACACUGUUAGAUAGCCAUCUCCUUCGCUCAGAUUUUGGGCUACACACAAACUUUUUAGACAAAUGCACAAGUGUAUGUGAGCUUGUAAGACAGCAGCUGUGAGGGACUACCGCUCCUGUCUAACAAAGGCCAGACUAAUGAGGACACCUGGGGUCAGUGGUUCUGUCUCUGAGCCGCCCGCCCAGCGUACCAUAGACUAGCGGAGGAGGUGGGCUGAAUGGAGCCACUCUGUCAUCCAAUAUAACAUCCUCAUUUAAAACGCACUAGACAUGAUCCUCACCUCAGACAGCCAAGGAUAUGCUAACAAUGUACCAUACAAAGUUCAAUUAUAUCCAAAGAUUGUAAAAUACCACAAUAAAAUGCCACCAUAUCUAGCAUCAUUUGUAAAGCUGUACAAAUUCCAUACCCAUGGUCAUGGUUAGGGCUGUUGUGGUGACCAUAUUACCGCCACACCGGCGGUCAUGAGUCAUGGCCGCAGUAAAAAUCCACGUGACAGCACAGUUGAAAGAUAUAUGGCAAAUAGAAAUCAAAACUGGAUGGUCUUCAGAGACAGAUGGGAGGAGGGGUUGAGGGUAGCUGAAGGAUGGGACUAAAAACAAACAAAAAUAACUAUUGUAAAAUAUACUGUGUCCGUAAAAAUGUAUAUAGUAUGAAUAAACUGGAAGAAGAAGCCUCAGUGUUAUUGUCCAUUAGUUUACUCCAAUUAGGGGAGGGGUGGUAGGGUCAGGGGAAAAUAAUAAAGGAAAAUAUAUUUUAAAAUAUGUUAUAUACAGUACCAGUCAAAGUUUGGACACACCUACUCAUUCAAGGGGUUUUCUUAAUUUUUUUACUAUUUUCUACAUUGUACAAUAAUAGUGAAGACAUCAAUCAUGUAGUAACCAAAAAAGUGUUAAACAAAUCAAAAUAUAUUUGAGAUUCUUCAAAAAGCCACCCUUUGCCUUGAUGACAGCUUUGCACACUCUUGGCAUUCUCUCAACCAGCUUCAUAAGGUAGUCACCUGGAAUGCAAUUCAAUUAACAGGUGUGCCGUCUUAAAAGUUAAUUUUUGGAAUUUAUUUCCUUCUUAAUGCGUUUGAGCCAAUCAGUUGUGUUGUGACAAGGUAGGCGGGUAUACAGAAGAUAGCCCUAUUUGGUAAAAGACCAAGUCCAUAUUAUGGCAAGAACAGCUCAAAUAAGCAAAGAGAAAUGACAGUCCAUCCUUACUUUAAGACAUGAAGGUCAGUCAAACUGGAAAAUGUCAAGAACUUUGAAAGUUUCUUCAAGUGCAGUCGCAAAAACCAUCAAGCGCUAUGAUGAAACUGGCUCUCAUGAGGACCGCCACAGGAAUGGAAGACCCAGAGUUACCUCUGCUGCAGAGGAUAAGUUCUUUAGAGUUACCAGCCUCAGAAAUUGCAGCCCAAAUAGAUGCUUCACAGAGUUCAAGUAACAGACACAUCUCAACAUCAACUGUUCAGAGGGGACUGUGUGAAUCAGGCCUUCAUGGUUGAAUUGCUGCAAAGAAACUACUACUAAAGGACACCAAUAAGAAGAAGAGACCUGCUUGGGCCAAGAAACACGAGCAAUGGACAUUAGACUGGUGGAAAUUUGUCAUUUGGUUUGGAGUCCAAAUUGGAGAUUUUUGGUUCCAGCCGCAUUGUCUUAGUGAGACAUGGUGUGAGUGAACGGAUGAUCUCCGCAUGUGUAGUUCCCACCGUAAAGCAUGGAGGAGGAGGUGUUAUUGUGUGGGGGUGCUUUGCUGGUGACACUGUCUAUGAUUUAUUUAGAAUUCAAGGCACACUUAACCAGCAUGUCUACCACCGCAUUCUACAGCGAUACGCCAUCCCAUCUGGUUUGGGCUUAGUGGGACUAUCAUUUGUUUUUCAACAGUACAAUGACCCAACACACCUCCAGGUUGUGUAAGGGCUAUUUGACAAGGAUGACAGUGAUGGAGUGCUGCAUCAGAUGACCUGGCCUCCACAAUCACCCGACCUCAACCCAAUUGAGAUGAUUUGGGAUGAGUUGGACCGCAGAGUGAAGGAAAAGCAGCCAACAAUUGCUCAGCAUAUGUGGGAACUCCUUCAAGACUGUUGGAAAAGCAUUCCAGGUGAAGCUGGUUGAGAGAAUACCAAUAGUGUGCAAAGCUGUCAUCAAGGCAAAGGGUGGCUACUUUGAAGAAUUUAAAAUCUAAAAUAUUUUCUGAUUUGUUUAACACUUUUUUGGUUACUACAUGAUUCCAUAUGUGUUAUUUCCUUCACUAUUAUUCUACAAUGUAGAAAAUAGUAAAAAUAAAAACAAACCCUGGAAUGAGUAGGGGUGUCCAAACUUUUGACUGGUACUGUAUAUUUACCAAGAAAAUAUAUGGGGGAUUGGAAAUGAUGCAGACAAUUACAUUGAUGGAAGCCACAAUCUAUCUGCAAUAAAAAAGCUGAUCUACCCUAAAAAAAAAAUACAUUAAUAAUAAUAAUAAUUCCAUGUGACUUGAGUAAUCUCCUCUUAUGCACUUUGGACAUGCGUUGGUAGUACCCAACUCACUAACUUGAUCAUCAGGUCCUAAUGGCCUGGUACUCAGCGAUUUAUUGUCCCUCUAACCACUCUGACAUCAAUGCAAAUGUAUUCAAAAUCACACCAAACACUUAUGAUCAAAACAGUCUCAUUCUUUUAAAACUCACCUCACUGUGAUGAUCAAUUUGAAGAAAGACGUUCAACAGCAGGUUGAAACUGAGUGGAAAACAUGGUCAUUGUGGAUGUUGUUUCAAAGCCUAACACAACGAAAUGAACAGCACUUUCUAAGGUGAUGAUUAAUUCAAAACACCCAUACUAUUACAACUUAUGAAUACCAUAGGCCUAUAUAUGAGCCCAAGCCCGAAAACAAACCCUGAAUUAAAUUAACGAUUGUGCCAUUAUACAAUACAUAGCCUAUACUCCACAAUUCACCAAAUUCUAGUAAUCGUCUUUGAGUUUGGACUGUAGUAUUAUGCAUACUGGAUGGGCUGGUUACCUUAUGCUACGCUCCAAAAUGUCUAUCCAUGAGUCAGGGAGAGAACGUCUAGGCCUAGGCGAUGCUAUUGGUUUGUUGAUUUUGCAGGGCGGCUUACAGAGUUAGCCUACAAUUAUAGUGAAUUUUGUAUUAGAUUUUUAAGCUUAGUAAUAGGGCAUUUUUUAUAUUUUCAUAAUUAAUAGGCUGACACGGUGCGUUUCCAUCUCCUCUCUCUCCUUAAUUCCUUCUAUAUGCAAUCCCGUGUGAAAGCAGUUUUUUGAUGGUUGCCACUAAAAAGAGGAGGAUCCCAGGUGCUACUAUAUUUAUUCCUCAGCUGCUUAUAUUUAGCACAUGCUCCACUAUAUAACCGGAGUAGCCUACCCAGCAUGAUUGAAAAACAAACUGUGGGCAAGCAAUCUCCAUUCGCUAUUCGAGUGCAUAGGGUUAACAUGUAUUUCUUCCCCUGGCUUUGUUCCUGCCCAUUUGAUAAUGGGCCAUUCUAAAUCUAAACUAAUUUUACAUAUUAAUGAAGACAAGAUUAAAUUGAGAAUAGUCUGAUGGAUGAAAAUAUGAUCACUAGAUGAGAGAACAGCGCGUGUAGCCUGAGGCAAGCAACAGAGCUCAAGUUUUUUUUGCAACAUGCAUCCCAUAUGUUUUGAUUUAAGACAUUCUAAGGUUUGUAUCAUUCACAACUAAAGUUGCCAAAUAACUCUAAAUCUAGAGUAUAGGACCUGUUUAACAUGAUCACUUUUACGCUCAACAUAGCCACUUCAUAUGCGCACUCGCUCCUGGAGGGGAAAAAUAUCCUUUCUAUUUUAUUCAGUGAAGUUCAAUUAUAUUCUUAAUACUAUAAAAUCAUAUAAUAUAAAAUAAUGGCAUGGGACUUAUAAGUGUAUCUUAUUUGCUAAAUGAACUAGCCUACAGCCUAUGGCAUGGGCGCACAGCAAGAUAACAUGUAGGCCAACUCAUUUUCUGUUCUUCUGAAAUACAUUUUCUUCAUAUCAUAAUGUUUCUUUAGCCCUGCCUAAAAUAAGUAAUGGAUUUAUUGUGAUGGUGUAUUAAAUGUAUUUAUUAGACUUUUUUAAAUGUAGAUGUUCCACAGGGGCGCAUGAGCGGCUUGUAUGCAGCUUGUAUGCGUGGGGGCCUGGAGAUGCUAAACAUGUUUUUACCGGGAGCCCUAGCCACAGCCCUAGUCAUGGUGUUUGCUCAAAUAGGUCUCUGUAGGUCCGCAGGUGACAGACAGUCCAGACAGAGAGACAGACUAAGAUUUAAACAGACAGACAGACAUUUAAACAGCUUUUAUCACCUCCCUCAGUGAGCUAAGGAGGAGAUAUGGAGCAGCAUGACUCAUCGUGCUGGACCGCCAGACAGCAGAAGCAGAUUGGACUAGAACAUAUAGCUAAACCAGCCAGGAGAAUGAAUAUGGAACUAGCUAGCAGUCUGUGGUUAGCGUUAGCUAGUGUUAGUGUUACCUCAAAGCCUCUCUGGGGAUGGAGCUACCUGUCUGUCACACCUGCCAGGCCACAGUGUCUACACACAGUCACACACAGCCGGAGGCUUCAUAAUAUACACUACAUGACCAAAAGUAUGUGAACACAAAAUCAUGGACAUUAAUAUGGAGUUGGUCCCCCCUUUGCUGCUAUAACAGCCUCCACUAUUCUGGGAAGGCUUUCUAAUGGAUGUUGGAACAUUGCUGCGGGGACUUGCUUCCAUUCAGCCACAAGGGCAUUAGUGAGGUCGGGAACUGAUGUUGGGCGAUUAGGCCUUGCUCGCAGUCGGCGUUCCAAUUAAUACCAAAGGUGUUCGAUGGGGUUGAGGUCAGGGCUCUGUGCAGGCCAGUCAAGUUCUUCCACACCAAUCUCGACAAACCGUUUCUGUAUGGACCUCACUUUGUGCACGGGGGCAUUGUCAUGCUGAAACAGGAAAGGGCCUUCCCCAAACUUAUGCCACAAAGUUGGAAGCACAGAAUCGUCUAGAAUGUCAUUGUAUGCUGUAGCGUUAAGAUUUCCCUUCACUGGAACUAAGGGGCCUAGCUACCAUGAAACACUACCAUGAAAAAUAAAGUAAUCCUUCUACCCCCCCUUACCCCACCCCAAAGAAAGAAAAAAAGUUGUAAAGUGGUUAUCCCACUAGCUAUAAGGUGAAUGCACCAAUUUGUAAGUCGCUCUGGAUAAGAGCGUCUGCUAAAUGACGUAAAUGUAAAAAAAAUGUAAAAAAGCGGCCGGGAGACCCAUGGGGCAAUUGACCCAGCGUCGUUCAGGGUAGGGGAGGGAAUGGCCGGCUGGGAUGUAGCUCAGUUGGUAGAGCAUGGCGUUUGCAACGUCAGGGUUGUGGGUUCGAUUCCCACGGGGGGCCAGUAUGAAAAAUGUAUGCACUCACUUAACUGUAAGUCGUUCUGGAUAAGAGUGUCUGCUAAAUGACUAAAAUGUAAAUGUAAAAACAGCCCCAGACCAUUAUUCCUCCUCCAUCAAACUUGACAGUUUGCGCUAUGCAUUGGGGCGCAAGUAGCAUUCUCCUGGCAUCCGCCAAACCCAGAUUUGUACGUCGGACUGCCAGAUGGUGAAGCGUGAUUCAUCACUCCAGAGAACUGGUGAUCUUAGGCUUGUGUGUGGCUGCUCGGCCUUGGAAACCCAUUUCAUGAACAGUUCUUGUGCUGAUGUUGCUCCCAGAGGCAGUUUGGAACUCGGUAAUGAGUGUUGCAACCGAGGACAGACGAUUUUUACGCACUACACGCUUCAGCACUUGGUGGUCCCGUUCUCUGAGCUUGUGUGGCCUACCACUUCACGGCUAAGCUGUUGUUGCUCCUAGAUGUUUCCACUUCACAAUAACAGCACUUACAGUUAGUUGACUGGGGCAGCUCUAACAGGGCAGAAAUUUGACGAACUGACUUGAUGGAAAGGUGGCAUUCUAUGACAGUGCCAUGUUGAAAAUCCCUGAGCUCUUCAGUAAGGCCAUUCUACUGUCAAUGUUUGUCUAUGGAGAUUGCAUGGCUGUGUGCUAGAUUUUAUACACCUGUCAGCAACGGGUGUGGCUAAAAUAACCGAAUCCACUAAUCAUACUUUUGUAUAUGUAGUGUAAUUCAUGUACAGUACAUACCUUAAUACACAAAUUGAAUUAACUACAAACUCCAUAAUAAUUAAUGUACAUAAAUUAAUACACAAAUGAAUAUUUAAUGAUGUUAAUUAGUUACAUAAGGUUUGGCCAGUUGAACCCUGGCCAGUAUGUGUGUGGGAGAGUGGGUGUAGUGUGUGGAUGGAAUAGAGAAGUAGCAGAGUGUAUAGUGAGUGGGUGGUUCCAGUGGGCGGAAGUCACAGUGGGUGGGCUGGACAUCUGGUGGUGAGAGGAGGAAGACACAACUAACUUCUGAUAAGAGGAAGUGAAGGCAAAGUGCUGUUGGGAGUACGGUACAGCACACUCAUUUUAAUAAAAAGGAAAAAACAUGCCACUGAAUAAACAUGUCAUUCUGUGUGGGUCUGACUGCGUGUCUGUCUUAGUCUGACCCCGUUUAUACAUGGUGCUAACAUGGGUCCUUAGUCCUGAUCUUGUCCACAUACUGAUUGUGCCCACAUGUCCAGAAAUGUGUCUACACAUGGUAUUAACAUGUGUCUGUUAUCUGUCCACUGGGUCUGCAUUGUGACUUCCUGGUCCCUUCAUUUAUGCAAAUUAUUUCACAGCUAUUCUUUCAAAAUAAGAUGUAUUUAUUUAUUGUAAGACACAUAUUGAUGUAGUCAGUCAAUGGUGCCACCUGUCAAUGAUUUUAGGAAUAAUGAUGACUUAAAUGGUUUCUAUGUACAGAUCUGUCUACACUUGUAAGAUAUCCAGACACAAUGUGUGUCUGACUACCUCUGGAGGUGGGCAGGAUGAUCUGAUCACAAUCAGAUCACAUUGUGUCUUUUGAUUGUCGACACCUGUCAAAAAAUGUGGGCACAAUCGGAAUGUGGACAAGAUCAGGAAAAGGACGCAAGUUAGAACCAGGUAUAAACGGGGCUUCUGUAUCUAUCUGUCUCUGUCUUUCUGUGCGUCUGUGCACCUAACUGCGUGUGUAUGUGUUUGACUGACAGGUCCAGAACAUCACCCAGUCCAUGGAGUUGCUGGACCUGCGGACCAACAGGGACCUUCAGUAUGUGAGGAACACAGAGAGCCUGAUGAAGGCUGUAGACGUCAAGCUGAAGACUGCCUCAGACAACCCCCGCAGCCUCAACCCCAAGAGCUUUCAGGUAACGCACAUGAGAUGCGUGCAUGUGUCCAUUCAUGUGUACUGAAUUUAAAUCACACAGGUUUCUAUGCGAAGCAUAUUUCUAAACUACGUGUGUGAACUUUCUAUAGGAACCUCCUGUACUCUAUCACAGUAUUUAUAAAGAAUACUCACUACAGCUUCCUCUACAUCACAACACAUAAUGACACACUAACACUCACAUAGCUUAUCUUCAUCUGCUACUUCAGUGUAAUUGAGUCAUGUACAGGAGGCAAUUUGAGCACGUUCAAAUGCACCUUCAUUAUUAAAACCCCAUGACCAAGGACAAGAGUGUUUCUCUCUCUCUCUCGCUCGCGCUCUCUCUGCCUGUUCUCAGUUAACAGCCAUAUAUAUUCACAUUUAUCUCUUCCUUAUCUUCCUACAAGUGGAAUCUCAGGCUCCAUUAUUACAGUGUUUCUGUCUUCCUGUCAGUAUGCCUUUUCAGGCCUUUCUUUACACUCUCUCGGAUAUUAGAUGGACCAUAAAAUGGUUUGAUUAAAAGAUGCUUUGAUAAAUGCUUUAAUGCCUAAGCCUGCUUUACUGCUGGGACUCUGCACGGCAACAGGGAUGGGCCUGGGGAAUGGCCUCAUGGUGUUUCUCUCUCAACACGUUUUAUUAUUAAAGUCACUGCAAUGUUUACGAAAUCCCCCCCAUUCAUCAAUAUAUCUUAAUAUCACUAACAUAUGCCAAGUCGUGCAAAUUCAAAUAGCCUUCCAAAUGUGAAUGAAUACUCAUUCACGAUCCAAUGGGUUGAAAAAAAAUGCAUAAGUCUAAAAGCUGCAUUUGACUUUCUGUGAGACAGCCUGAUGAAUCUGUGGAGCUCAACGUCGCCGAUGGCAGGGCACGGGAGAUUAACGAGAGGGAAUUUACAGGGGGUGAACUGGGUAAAAUUAGAUUUAUGAUGUGGCGCUGUGUGGCUGAGAGCUGCUCCAUCACCAGAUUUACGAUUAAACUUAACAAGGAGAAAACAGCCCCUCCUGUGGUGGACUAGCUUUAUUGAUACACCUGCUGCUCCUAACUGCCGUACAGCACAGGGCUGCAUUGAUAUAGCAUAGCAGGCUACCUCAGGCUACCUCUUCUCUCCUCUCCUGCUACCCCUUCAUCGAUACACCACUGGCCUAUGAGAAAUCAUCCCCACCACCUCCCUGACAGCAGAUCAGUCAUAGAUGUGGAGCUGAGGCUAGGCUAGGAUAGAUGGGAUAGGUCCCCCGGACGAGGAAGAGGUCUGCAUUGGAAAAUGAAACAAUAGAGUCCAGGAUCAACAGUAUGCAUGAAAACACAUUUGGGUAUUUAUCAUGAGAAAGGUGACUAGUUCUGACAUUCGAAUGCAGCCAGUACCAUCACACACACAAAUCUGCCCUUCUGUUUGCUAUGUGUGUGGUUCCUCUCUCUCACUCCUCUUUCUACUGUUUUUCAUCUUUCUGAAUCCAAUCUUCCCAUUUGUCACCCCUCUCUUCUUCCAACCCCAGGAGUUGAAGGACAAGGUGACCCAGCUGCUCCCCCUGCUGCCGGUGUUGGAGCAGUACAAGAUGGACGCCCGUCAGAUCAGCCGGCUGAGGGAGGAGGUGAGGAACCUGUCCCUGGUGCUCAUGGCCAUCCAGGAGGAGAUGGGAGCCUACGACUACGAGGAGCUGAGACACAGGGUCCUGCUGCUGGAGACCAGGCUCCACUCCUGCAUGCAGAAACUGGGUGAGGAGGGUGGAGGGGGUGUGUGGUUGGUAGUGUCUGUGGAGAUCCAUAAAUAUCCAUAAAGGUGAAGAUCCAGGAUGACAUUAUACUGAUAGAAAGAUGCUGACAUCCCAACCCUAACAGAACGUCUUAUGGCUACUCUACUAUGACUGGUUAGAGGUAGUCUACAUGUACAUAAUACUGUAAGGGCUAUCCAAAUUGACUAGGCAAUGUGAGAACCUAACACAGAUCAUUUGUAAUAUUUUUUAUACUAAAUGUAUUUGUUCACAACCUGAGAUGCAGUUGGAUUUAGAAUAAAGGACUUACUUGUUUUUCUCAAUGAAUAGUCAAGCAGUGCUCUCUGAAAACACUAUUAUAAAAACCAGAAGAGUAUCUUUACGAUCAAUUUAAUCCAACACAUUAAUGAUACACUAGCACUAUAAGCAAUGUGAAAUGUAGCUAGCUGAGAUGCAGGUUAUUAAUGGUCAACAUUCUCGUGAUGUUAAUGUACAGUACUAGUAUUAAGCUGGAUAAAUUAUCCAGUAAUGGCCUAGAGAUGCCCGGAUAAAUGAUCAUUCUCAUGUAAUAUGUGGAGCUAAACUGCUGAUUUAGUAAAAUCCUGUAUAUAUAAACUGAUGAUUUAACAGAAAAAGGGAUUGCAGCUAAAAUGUUGCUUUUAGCUGUUUAAUAUUUCACGAUAUUCUGGGUGGGUGGGUGCGUGUGUGUGUGUGUCGCAGGCUGUGGGAAGUUGACCGGCGUCAGUAACCCCAUCACCAUCCGUGCGUCAGGGUCAAGAUUCGGCUCCUGGAUGACUGACACCAUGAUCCCUAGUUCAGACAACCGGGUAAGUUUUCCACACACAUGAACGCACACACACACGUUUGUUUUACUAUCCUUGUGGGGACCAAAACAUUGAUUCCCAUUCAAAAUCCUAUUUUCUCUAACCCCUAAACCUAACCCUAACACCUAACCCUAAUUAUAACCCUAAUUGUAACCCGUAAGCCUAAAAAAGCAAUUUUCCUUGUGGGGACUGGCGAAAUGUCCCCACUCUGAAUGUUCCUUGUUUUACUAUCCUUGUGAUGACCAGAAGUCCUAGGAUAGUAAAAGAAGGAACAUUCAGAGUGGGGACAUUUCGCCGGUAAAAACCAAACCACACACACUGACCCCUGACCCCCAAAACACAGUUUAUCACAUGGCUUAGACUACAGCUCCAGAGGACCCUCACAGGGGGGUUGUAUGCUGUAAUGCUACUUUGGUGACGGACUAUUUUGACUCCAGAGAGUCACUGAGAGCUGAGUCACUGAUGGAUGGCAGCCCUGCCUCCUCUCCCUCCCUCCCUCCCGUCCCAUCCCGUCACAGCUACAGUACUCCUGCUGAUUAAUCAUUCUGUCAUGGGGGAAGAAAUGAACGACUUGUUUAAGCAGAAGUUUCUCCAAUCACCUGGGUAAUUACCAGCAGUGUGACUGCCAGCCGAGCAGCAGAGCAGCAGAGACUGAGACAGGGCUGUGAGUCUGGACACAGAUGAUACAGUAAUGGGUUUUCCUAAUUGGAGAUGACAUGUUGUCGCACGUUAACAAGCCCCUCUGGUGUAGAGUAAAGAAGAGAGGGGAGAGGAGAGGAGAGGAGAGGAGAGGAGAGGAGAGGAGAGGAGAGGAGAGGAGAGGGGGUGGUAGAAGGGAAGAGGAGAGGGAGAGAAGGUGGAAGAGGGGGAAGAGAGGGGAGGGGAUGCGUGGAGGGGGAGCGGAAUGGAGGAUAGGAGAAGUGAGGAAAGAGAGAGGGGAGGAGAGGACAGACGUUCCUUUCCGUGGGGGAAAAAUUAAGAUGGACUUUCUCAUCUAAACAGUGUCAUCAUGUCCCAGACUAAAUAGAUGGAAUGUUGUGUUGUAGACAGCAAAGGUCAUCGUCUCCCCCAUGCAGUUUAAUGAUCACUUCGCUCACUGACAUCACAUUAGAAUUCAUAUCAAUCACUGAUCCUAUAGCCCCUAUACAUCCAAAGAGUAUCACAUUAACGCCCGUAUCCAUCACUGUGAUCACAUUUGGGAUCCCAAAUGUCAUUGGCUCCUGAGAGUGAAAUGUAAUUGGCUCCACUCUGCCUCCCGAAUGCUACAUGACAAAAAACCUCUCUCUCAGACAUGCCUGUCUGCCUGUGCGUGUCCCAACCAUGGCACAAGUAAAGCCCAUCCAUGCUCUAGGGACUCGUUUAACUGUGAAAAGGAGAAAUAAUACUUAAUGCUCCAUAAUCUUCCCUCCUCCAUAAUUCAGCUGCUAUUCCAGCACCACCAGGGCUCCUGUCCUCCCUCCCCUCCCUCCCUCCGGCGAUCAGCCUAAAAACAAGUGGAUAGGACCAAAUCCUUGCCUGAUACAUUAAGAUACAUUGUAGGCCGUCAUUGUAAAUAAGAAUUUGCUCUUAACUGACUUGCCUAGUUAAAUAAAAAGUACAUAAAUGAGCUGAUUGUGGUUUAAUUGAAUCAAUUAAUAGUGGAGAGGCCAGGGGAUGAGUGGAGUUUGGGUCAUGGAGGGGGCUGAUCUGUCAAUGACCCGAUCCAGUCAUUCUCAGUAGCAGAGAAAAGAGAGAAAGAGACGCUAACGGGAUUGAUUUUCUGUAAGUGGGCUGGAAAGGGCAGUGUGGCAGGCUGGUCUGACUGCAGAGCAUACAGACAAGGUCUUCACACACACACAGACACACAGACACAUACACAGACACAUACACAGUAGAUCAAUAGCACUGCACAUACACCACACAAACACAUGCACACACCUACGCACGCAUGAAAAAAGGUAUGAACACACACUUUACUCAGGGCACUGCUGUAGGCAGGUUAUCAGGAAGAAAGAAGAAUAGACACCUCUGAUGUAAUGGAGCACAACAUUAUCACUAUGUUUACAUCCUUACUCACUGCUCCACUCUCUCUCUCUCGCUCUCGCUCUCUCUCUGCCUCUCUCUCUGCUCCUCUCUCUCUCUCUCUCUCUGCCUCUCUCUCUGCUCCUCUCUCUCUCUCUCACUCUCACUGCUUCUCUCUCUCUCCUCCUCUCUCUCUCUAUCUCUAUCUCUAGGUUUGGUCCAUGGACGGCUACUUUAAGGGUCGUCGUGUCCUGGAGUACCGCACCCUAAACGACUUCAUGAAAGGCCAGAACUUUGUUCAGCACCUGCUGCCCCACCCCUGGGCGGGGACUGGCCACGUGGUCUACAACGGCUCCCUCUACUACAACAAGUACCAGAGCAACAUCAUCAUCAAGUACCACUUCAGGUCCCGCAGUGUUCUGGUGCAGCGCAGUCUCAGUGGGGCCGGCUACAACAACACCUUCCCCUACUCCUGGGGAGGCUCCUCAGACAUCGACCUGAUGGCAGACGAGAACGGCCUGUGGGCCGUCUACACCACCAUCCCCAACGCCGGCAACAUUGUCAUCAGCCGACUGGAGCAGCAGAGCCUGGAGGUGCUGCAGACAUGGGACACAGGGUUCCCCAAGCGCAGCGCCGGAGAGUCUUUCAUGAUCUGUGGCACGCUGUACGUCACCAACUCCCACCUGGCCGGGGCUAAGAUCUACUUUGCCUACUAUACUAAUUCGUCUACCUACGAGUACACAGACAUCCCCUUCCAUAACCAGUACUCCCACAUCUCCAUGAUGGACUAUAACCCCAGGGAGAGGGUGCUGUACACCUGGAACAACGGACACCAGGUACUCUACAACGUCACUCUGUUCCAGGUCAUUAAGACCGCUGGGGACUAGAGAUACCAGGGGUGGCUGGUGUCACUUUACAUCGGAGGACGGGCCUAUUGUAAUGGUUGGAAUGGAAUGAAUGGAACGAUAUCAAACAACCAUUCCAUUGAUUCCAUUCCAGUCAUUAGUAUGUGCCGUCCUCCCUUCACAAGCCUCCAUGGAGAGACACCUAGAGCUAGCCUGGUCCCAGGUUUGUUGUGCUGUCUUGACAACUCCUAGUGUGACAAUGUAUGUGUUGGAAAGAUAGCACAGACAGAUCUGGGACCAGGCUAACCCAUAGGCAGAGUCAGACCGAUCACACAACAAAACUAUAAUGGUGUUAUGGAGGGGGGGUGGGCGGGCAGACAGAUGGACAGACGGAGGCUUGGACUUUUUUUAAAGCAUUUCAAUCUUCUUCAUAGACUGCUGUUAUUCAUUUGGGAAAAAAAUACACUUCGACAGCAAGGUCGGUAAAUAUAUACAGACUUGGGAGGCUUUCUGAUUUUCUUUUCUGUGAUGAGUAAGCAUGGUUCUUUUUAUUUGUGAUGAGAAA